Molecule: messenger RNA, 2090 nt
Organism: Hordeum vulgare subsp. vulgare (domesticated barley)
Lineage: Eukaryota; Viridiplantae; Streptophyta; Magnoliopsida; Poales; Poaceae
Product: ruBisCO large subunit-binding protein subunit alpha, chloroplastic
Exons: 8
Coding region: 118-1854 (578 amino acids)
Biological process (GO): protein refolding
Molecular function (GO): ATP-dependent protein folding chaperone; ATP binding
Source: RefSeq, a predicted model, not a curated record
CCCCCCUCCCUCACCCUUCUGCCUCAUCAACUCCCUCCUCCCCUGCUGCCUCCACCUUAUCCUCACCUCAGCUCAGCAGCUCGCUCGCCCCACCUCCGUCUCCGCCCCCAGCCUCCAAUGGCGUCGGCCAACGCCAUCUCCACCGCCUCCCUCCUCCGCUCCUUCUCCUCCCAGGGGAGGCUGAGGAGGUCCAAGAACGGCCGUUCGUCGCGGCUGGUGGUGCGCGCGGACGCCAAGGAGAUCGCCUUCGACCAGAAGUCCCGGGCCGCGCUCCAGGCCGGCGUCGAGAAGCUCGCCAACGCCGUCGGCGUCACCCUCGGCCCGCGAGGGAGGAAUGUAGUGCUGGAUGAGCAUGGCAACCCCAAAGUGGUGAACGAUGGUGUUACCAUUGCCCGUGCUAUUGAGCUAGCUAACCCAAUGGAAAAUGCCGGUGCAGCUCUGAUUCGUGAGGUUGCUAGCAAGACUAAUGAUUCUGCUGGUGAUGGGACUACGACUGCUUGUGUCCUUGCUCGAGAAAUCAUCAAGCUGGGCAUUCUGAGCGUAACUUCUGGUGCAAACCCUGUAUCACUAAAGAAAGGAAUCGACAAAACUGUCCAGGGUCUGAUUGAAGAGCUUGAAAGAAAAGCUAGACCAGUCAAGGGCAGUGGUGAUAUCAAAGCUGUUGCCUCCAUCUCUGCUGGUAACGAUGAACUUAUUGGAGCCAUGAUUGCUGAUGCCAUUGACAAAGUGGGUCCAGAUGGUGUCCUUUCGAUCGAGUCGUCUUCGUCUUUUGAGACUACUGUUGAUGUUGAAGAAGGAAUGGAGAUUGACCGUGGCUACAUUUCCCCUCAAUUCGUGACAAACCUUGAGAAAUCGAUUGUGGAGUUUGAGAAUGCUAGAGUUCUUAUAACUGAUCAGAAGAUCACAAGCAUAAAGGAAAUCAUUCCACUUCUGGAGCAGACUACACAGUUGAGAUGUCCGCUAUUCAUUGUAGCCGAGGACAUUACUGGUGAAGCUUUGGCGACUCUUGUUGUUAACAAGCUCAGAGGUAUUAUUAACGUUGCGGCGAUCAAAGCCCCAAGUUUCGGUGAGCGGCGGAAGGCUGUCCUUCAGGAUAUUGCCAUCGUGACAGGUGCUGAAUACCUAGCGAAGGAUCUUGGUCUGUUGGUUGAGAAUGCGACGGUAGACCAACUUGGGACAGCAAGGAAAAUCACAAUUCAUCAGACUACAACCACCCUCAUAGCAGAUGCAGCUAGCAAAGACGAGAUCCAGGCGAGGGUUGCACAGCUAAAGAAGGAGCUUUCUGAAACUGAUUCCAUCUAUGAUUCUGAGAAAUUGGCUGAGAGGAUUGCCAAGCUUUCUGGUGGUGUGGCCGUCAUCAAGGUUGGAGCAACAACUGAGACAGAGCUCGAGGACCGUCAGCUGCGGAUCGAGGACGCGAAGAACGCCACUUUCGCUGCCAUCGAGGAGGGCAUUGUUCCCGGUGGUGGUGCGGCAUAUGUGCACCUAUCUACCUAUGUCCCUGCGAUCAAAGAAACAAUUGAAGACCACGACGAGCGCCUUGGUGCUGACAUCAUUCAGAAGGCAUUGCAAGCACCGGCAUCGCUGAUCGCCAACAACGCUGGAGUGGAAGGGGAAGUUGUGAUCGAGAAGAUCAAGGAUAGCGAGUGGGAGAUGGGUUACAACGCGAUGACAGACAAGUACGAGAACCUGAUCGAGUCGGGUGUCAUCGACCCCGCCAAGGUGACGAGAUGCGCGCUCCAGAACGCCGCCUCGGUGUCCGGAAUGGUCCUCACCACGCAAGCGAUCGUCGUCGAGAAGCCCAAGCCGAAGGCUAAGGUCGCGGAGCCAGCGGAGGGGCAGCUCUCCGUCUGAUCGAGCCUGUAAAGCUCUUCAGGCCUCGUCCGUGUUUUUUAGAUGCUUCAGUUCAGGCCAAGCAGUAGAAUUUUGGUUGAGAUCAAUUGAAAGUGAAAAAGGUCUAGAGUAGGAUUGCCAUUUUUGCGAAUCGAAAGGUAACCUUCCUCGCCUGAUCUGAAACUCUUGUGGAUCAAAGAAAUCUUCAGCGUCAUUUUUUAAAUAAAAAUACCGAUAAGACCACAGUGAUUUCCAUU